GUAGCUAUUCCAGGAAUAUACUGAAAUUACAGAGAUUUUAUUUCUCCUUGCAAAAAAAAAUCUUCCCCCGGAAAAAAAAUCUUCAAAUCCUCUCCCUCCUCUUCCGAAUUCCUGUCCCCCCUCACAAAUUUGGGCUCCGGCAGAUCCCGAUUCUAGGGUUUUCACAUAAAAUCCCUGUUCUUCCCCAAUUAAAAAUUAGUUCUUUUUCCCCCACAACUCAUUGUGUCAAGUCUUUUCUGAACUUUCCUCGUUCCGAUAGCCCUUCCUGGAUUUAUAGAUCGAAUCUCCUUCGAGAUUCUACUUAUUAAGGAUCGUUACCGGGUAACUCUGAUUAAUUUUACGCCGACAUGAUCUCCGCCGUGAAGCCGCCUUCGACGACGGCGUUUGUGGUCAAUGAUACGACACGGACUGGAUUGUUAUCUCUUCGGAGGAAGAUCUCUUUACCACCGCUUCCUGCUCCAACGCGUCCCUUCCUCUUGUGCUCCUCAUUGCGCUUGUCGUUGAAGCCUCUGUGUGUCUCUUCUUCGCCGAAGGUUUUGGGAUCACGCGAUGAUGGGUUUCGGUUCAGGUGCAACACUUACGGGGCUGAGAGGUCUGAGAGCGUGCCGGUGCCAGAGGAGGAGCCGCGAUCGUCCGCCGCCCAGAAGGUGAAGAUCUCGAUUUACUUCGCCACCUGGUGGGCGCUUAACGUGGUGUUUAAUAUCUACAAUAAGAAGGUGCUGAACGCGUUCCCGUUCCCUUGGCUGACCUCGACGCUCUCGCUCGCCUGUGGAUCUCUUAUCAUGCUGCUCUCCUGGGCCACUAGGAUCGCAGAGGCGCCGAAGACCGAUCUUGAUUUCUGGAAGACCCUCUUUCCGGUCGCAGUGGCUCAUACAAUUGGACAUGUUGCAGCAACGGUUAGCAUGUCAAAAGUGGCAGUGUCAUUUACGCACAUAAUCAAGAGUGGGGAACCAGCUUUUAGUGUGUUAGUCUCAAGGUUUUUGCUAGGGGAGACAUUCCCUGUGGCAGUCUAUUGGUCACUUUUGCCGAUCAUUGGUGGUUGUGCUUUGGCGGCGGUGACGGAGCUUAACUUCAACAUGAUUGGAUUUAUGGGUGCAAUGAUUUCAAACCUUGCAUUCGUAUUUCGGAAUAUUUUCUCCAAGAGGGGAAUGAAAGGGAAAUCAGUUAGUGGGAUGAAUUACUAUGCUUGCCUCUCUAUGAUGUCCCUCCUAAUACUCACACCUUUUGCCAUUGCGGUCGAGGGCCCCCAAAUAUGGGCUGCUGGUUGGGAGAGUGCCGUUUCGCAGAUUGGUCCCCAAUUCAUAUGGUGGGUUGCAGCGCAAAGUGUGUUUUACCAUCUGUACAAUCAAGUUUCAUAUAUGUCUCUCGACGAAAUCUCUCCGCUUACAUUUAGCAUCGGCAACACGAUGAAGAGGAUAUCGGUCAUCGUCUCUUCGAUCAUAAUUUUCCACACCCCGGUCCAACCCAUCAAUGCACUCGGAGCUGCCAUCGCCAUCCUUGGAACUUUCCUCUAUUCACAGGCGAAACAGUAAGGCGGGCUGCUACUCUGCAACGAUGUCGAGGCUUUCGGCAUGGCUCGUGCAGAUCGUCGCCGCACAAGUGGAUACGGUUUUUGUCUGCCCAAACAGUUGUCUUUGUUUGUAGAUAUAAGAUAAUUAUAAGUAAGGGACAGUAGUUGAUUAUGCAAUAAUCCCUUUGCUGUUUUGUGGAAUUAGGGUUUAGGAUAUUUGGUCAACUUGGAAGGGACCCUAUUGCUUAUUAGCUUCAUGAGUUUUUCAUAAGCGAAUGUUUUAAGCAGUUCAGCAAUAAUUUGGCAGAGUAUUUGGUUUAUGAUAUUUGAUGGGGUGUAUAAACCUUGAUACUAUAUUGGUUGUGAUUUUUGGAAUUUUGGCAUCUUUUUUUUUUCUUUUUU
This is a messenger RNA of Phalaenopsis equestris, 1912 nucleotides long. RefSeq names its product glucose-6-phosphate/phosphate translocator 2, chloroplastic-like. Gene Ontology annotation, cellular component: membrane; Golgi apparatus. Lineage: Eukaryota; Viridiplantae; Streptophyta; Magnoliopsida; Asparagales; Orchidaceae. Gene Ontology annotation, biological process: transmembrane transport. The record is from RefSeq and is a predicted model, not a curated record. Gene Ontology annotation, molecular function: phosphoglycerate transmembrane transporter activity; triose-phosphate transmembrane transporter activity; antiporter activity. The transcript has 5 exons. Bases 348 to 1532 code for a protein of 394 amino acids.